This is a messenger RNA of Dermatophagoides farinae (American house dust mite), 988 nucleotides long. The record is from RefSeq and is a predicted model, not a curated record. NCBI's taxonomy places the organism in Eukaryota, Metazoa, Arthropoda, Arachnida, Sarcoptiformes, Pyroglyphidae.
UAUUUUUUUUCGAAUUGAUUGAUUUAUUGAUUUUUUUUAAUUAUCAUUUACUGUGAAUUAUUUUUUUUACAAUUUAAUAAACAUAAAAUGUCAUCACUGCCACGAAAUUAUAACGAUGAUGAUGAUUAUGAUCAUCAUCAACAUCAUCCAUCAUCGUCAGAACCAAUAAAAAUCAAUAAUAAUCAAAAUCGUCGUAGACAAAAUAAUUCAUCAUCAAUUUGUCGCAAUUGUUUAUAUCGUCUUUGUUGUUGUAUAACGAUAUUAUCGAAUUGUAGCGAUAAUGAUGAUGAUGAUGGCCAUGAUGAUCACGAUCAACAACAACAACGACAUUCAAUGUUAACUAGUCAAUCAUUUGAAAUGUUGAAUGAAAAUUGUUUUGAUCAAUUAAUUGGUUCACCACCACCGCCAUUGCUAUCAUCCGAUUGUUCAUGUGCACCAAUUAAUUUACCUGUUAAUCAAUUUCGACAAAUUAAUCAUAAUAAUGAACAACAACAUCAACAACAACAACAUCAGCAACGACGACAACGAUCGCAACAGCAACAGAGACAAUUAUCGAUUGAUAAUGAUGAUGAUGAUGAUGAUGAUGGUAUGUUACAGAACAUCAUAUAUGAAUCGCAAAACAUGCUCGAAUUAUAAAAAUUGAAUUUUAUCAUCGAAAAAAAACGCAUGUGUUUCUUAUUUUUUGAGUUUAGUGAAAAUUACGUAUCUCGUACGAUAGAUGUCGCCAAAGUCUAUGUCGAUUUUUUAAACUGCGUAGUCAAUUUUUGUUUUGUUUUUUUUUAGAUAAAAAUAAUUUAAUUAAGCAGAAAUAAUCUUGUUUUUUCUCAUUUAUUCUCUAGAUAUUUUUCAAAUGGACGACGUUCUUGAUGCUGAUGAUGACAAUAUCCGAUUGUUGAAUCCAACACCAUAUGAACCACCACCACCAACAAGACCAAGAUCAAGUAACACAAUUGGCUACACGAAUAGUGAUGAUAAUGAAGAAGAAGAA